Molecule: messenger RNA, 375 nt
Organism: Aspergillus oryzae RIB40
Lineage: Eukaryota; Fungi; Ascomycota; Eurotiomycetes; Eurotiales; Aspergillaceae
Product: protein transporter TIM17
Exons: 3
Coding region: 1-375 (124 amino acids)
Biological process (GO): protein import into mitochondrial matrix
Cellular component (GO): mitochondrial inner membrane; TIM23 mitochondrial import inner membrane translocase complex
Molecular function (GO): transmembrane protein transporter activity
Source: RefSeq, a predicted model, not a curated record
AUGGGUGCAAUUGGUGGUGCAGUAUGGCACGGUAUCAAGGGUUUCAGAAACAGCCCCUACGGAGAGCGUCGGAUAGGAGCCCUCACAGCCAUCAAGGCUCGUGCGCCCGUCCUCGGUGGUAAUUUCGGUGUGUGGGGUGGUAUGUUCUCGACAUUCGAUUGUGCGAUCAAGGGAAUCCGUAAGAAGGAGGACCCUUACAAUGCUAUUAUCGCUGGUUUCUUCACUGGUGGUGCUUUGGCUGUUCGUGGUGGUGUCAAGGCUGCCAGAAACUCUGCCAUUAUGUGCGCUGUUUUCCUGGCUGUCAUUGAAGGUGUCGGUAUUGGUUUCCAGAGAAUGAUGGCAGACAACACAAAACUAGAGGUGAGCUUGAUCUAG